Molecule: messenger RNA, 1985 nt
Organism: Folsomia candida
Lineage: Eukaryota; Metazoa; Arthropoda; Collembola; Entomobryomorpha; Isotomidae
Product: lysosome-associated membrane glycoprotein 5
Exons: 7
Coding region: 248-1066 (272 amino acids)
Cellular component (GO): membrane
Source: RefSeq, a predicted model, not a curated record
UAUGGACCUUGUCACACUAAUAUCCUCGGAACCAACCAACACCUCUUCUAGCCGUCAACCUGCUUGGUGGAAAUAUGAGCUAAUAAUAACUAACUAAUAACUAAUAACUAAUAGUUAACUAAUAACUGACGACGGUGACAUUAGAUCUGCCCCUGAGAAUAAAUUGACCCAUUUGCAGAGGAGCUGGUGCCAAGAGUCAAAUCCUCUCCAGCAUCGUGUAGUGGGAGUGCGUGGCUACAGAAAAAGUAUGUCGCUAGCUGUGUCCCUGUCGAAAUUGUGUUUUUUCGUGUGUUCCAGUCUCGUAUACCUCUGCACCGCUCAGGAUGCAGAAAUUGGAGGGGGUUCCAUCUUUUCUGGAGGAGUGCUGGGAGAAUCUGGCGUUGCACCGACGACAACGCCAGAACCCCCACCGACAGAGUACAUUGUGUACGACGGUCAGAGCAUGCCUUGCGUUCUUGUGAGGAUGAACAUGAAGCUCAUCAUAGAGCCCAAACGCACUGGGAACAAGAAAAUCACGAUAUCAGUUCCAAAGUCGGCAGUGUCCAAGGGGAGUUGUGGGAGUGGCGAGGACUCCAAAAUGACCCUCACUUGGGGCACCUUCAAAUUCGCCUGGCACUUCCAAAAGUCCCGAGUGAGCGAUGCCUAUUACGUGGAUGACAUCCAACUCAGCUACAACACCUCAGACAAAGCGUUUGGCAAUGCGACUCAAGACUAUGCUGGACAAUUUCAACAAGUUCACUCCGCGGAUCCACUCACCCUCUUCCUCACCCCCAUUGGACGGUCCUACACGUGCAACAUGGCGAAAGAUGUCAAACUCUACGAUGACAAGAGGGCUGCCAGGGUCACUGUCAGACUCACCCGGUUCCAAAUUCAGCCUUUUGCUGCCAUGACACAUCGACAGUACGGAGACGCGUUCAAAUGUUCUGAGGAGGCAGGGCGGAAGGAUGAGACGGUGCCCUUGGUGGUGGGGAGCGUCCUGGCCCUCGCCGUCCUGGGCACGAUUGGUGGCUACGGGGGCUAUCGGUACGUCAAGGUCAAGAAGAUCGAGUACGACACGAUGGAAUGAGGAAUCUCGAGAACAACAACGUCCCCUCGACUCAAAAAAUGCAAUUCUCAACGAAAACUUGACUUCUUUCACUGUUUUGAACGAGAAGGGAAAAUAUCACGAAGAGAAUGGUGCACGAAUGACCCUUGUACUUAAUUAAUUAAUUAAAUACAUUAUGUAUAGUGGCCACAAACACUGUCUUCCAUUAGUUGUACUGACAAUUACAUGCAAAACCACGCCACCAAUGUGUAUAGACAAACCCGAAAUCCAUUUGUAUUUAGGUAGGUGAAUGCAUUAACGUGUAAACCCCGAUUUACAUGUAAACCGGAUUUACAUGCUAACGGAUACAAACGGAUUUAUCGGAUUUGUUAGCCCUAGUAUAAUAUGUAAGUAGAUGGUUGAAUAUGCCUGUGCGAAUAUGCAUUGGAGUGUGAAUUGCAUAAUUAGUAUCUACGACUGUGUGAUUUGAUUGUUGAGUGUUAUGCUUAUUCGUUCAAGUGAUUUUAAAUUAUUGAUGAGAUUUAUGAGAAAAUGUACAUGCUUAAAAAGAUAGUUUACAAUUUAUCGUGUAGGAGAGGGCUUAUAUUAUCUCGUAAAAUAUAAUACUCAUAUUUAUUUGUAUUGGAUUAUUCCAAUGGUGAGGACGGUGCUGAAAUCCCGCAUGAUAAACAUUAUUAUUUGAAUCGUCAGGAGGAAAUGAAUGCAGGCAAACGUAAUUAUUUAUGCAGAUGAUUGGCAGAGAAAAUUUUAUGGAAGUACGAAAUUACAACAGAUAUCAACACAAUCACAAUAAUUAUUCUUCCGUAUCUCAUCAUCAUGAAUAUCAGUAUAACAUUAUAUUCUGCUCAUUUUGUAACAAUAAUUUACAAUAAUAACUGACUUAUUUUGUAGCUGAGACGUUGGAGGAAGAGUUUAAUAAUAAAAAAAUCAAUUAAAAUAA